Messenger RNA from Schistocerca gregaria, 1791 nucleotides. RefSeq lists its product as uncharacterized. The transcript has 2 exons. The record is from RefSeq and is a predicted model, not a curated record. Bases 6 to 434 code for a protein of 142 amino acids. Lineage: Eukaryota; Metazoa; Arthropoda; Insecta; Orthoptera; Acrididae.
UCCAGAUGGCCAGAGGCAUGCGCCUGCUCUCGGUGGUGGCUGCGCUGGCGGCCUCAGCAAGUGGGAUGCCGUGUCCCGCCCCCUGCCCACAUCAGCAGCAGGCGGCGCCUACUUCCCCGUGGCGGCUGAUGCUGCUGCCCCCCCGUGGGAUCGUCGUCCUCGUGCCGUGGUACAUACACCUCUGCCUCUCGCAGCAGUUAACUGAUGGAGCGCCUGCGUUGGCCGCACCAGUCCUGCAAGCAUCGGUGGCGUCAACGGGGAAACGUGGGUUCGGGCCUGCGACAACGGAAGAAGCCGUCGGCCUGCCGCUCUGGGAAGACCUGCUGCGCAACUUCAUCAGCGCUCCCGACAGGCCUUCCGGUUUUGGCCAGCUGGGGAGAGUGGGCGGCCUGUGUCGCGAGCCGUUGUCCUCACCAGACGGCGAACAACACUGACCAGCUAAGCGAGGGGGGACGUCAGCCUGCAGCGCUCUCUACGACGCACUGUUUGAACAUGGUUGGUUGUGCUGGCUGUUGCCUUUCUACCACGGGACAAUGAUUUAAUACCAUCUCAGUGAAAUACGAGAGUUGAAACUUUAACAGUGGCAACUAUUUGUUUACAGCUCGUACAAAACAGGUACGUGUUUCAAAGUCUUACUAACCUUCAGAGCAGUCACCAGCAUUGUGUAUAACCCUUUGCCAGCGAUGUGGAAGUCGUAGGAUACUCUUAGCAGUGCCAGUUGGUUGACAGUUCGAGCGGCGCGGUCUAUUGCCCGACGAAUUUGUAGCAGUUCUAAGGCGAAUGCCGUGAAGUGAUUCCUUCAGUUUAGAAAUCGAGCUGAACUUACGACGGCUCAACUCAGGCGACUGCAGUAGGUGGUAUAGCACUUAGCAGCCCCAUUAGUCAAACAAAUCAGUAACAGCUUUCACUGUACGUGCAUGAGUAUUGUCCUGCAAAAUGAUGGUCAGGUACUGCAGAAAGUGUCAUCACUUCUGUUUCUAAGCUGAUCGUAGGUUGUGUUCCAAAAAUGAACAGCAUAGAAACAGGAGUGAUGACACUUUCUGCAGGAGCUGACCGUCGUUUUGCAGGACAAUGCUCAAGCACGUACAGUGCAAGCUGUUACUCAUUUGUUUGACUGAUGGGGCUGCUAAGUGCCGUACCACCUACUGCACUCCACUGACUUCGUGAGCUCAGCUAGAUUUAUAAACUGAAGGAAACACUUUACGUCAUUCGCUUCAGAACUGCUACAAAUUUGUCGCGCAAUAGAGCGCAACGCUCGAACUGUCAACACAACUGGCACUGCUAAGAGUCUCCUACCACUUCCACAUCGCUGGCAACGGGUUAUACACAAUGCUGGUGAAUACUCUGACGGUCAGUAAAACUUUGAAACAAUUACCUAUUUUGUACGAGCUGUAAAGAAAUAGUUGCCACUAUUAUAGUUCCACACCUGGUACAUUGGUUGCCGUAAUAACUGACACCGCAAGACAUAAUACUCGACAAAGCAACAGGACACUCUGACAUAGCAAGAAAUAACUGUGUGACGUGGGGCACAACUGCAUUCCAUGUCAAAGUAGCGCGUUGCUAUCUCGCAACGAUCCCAAAAAACGACCGAUAUUAACAACUUAUUGAGAAUGAGAAGGAGCAGAGAGUGCUGAUGUAAAAGGAGACGGAAUAUUCGAGUUGAGAAAGCGAAUUGUCUGUAAAAUACAUCAGGAGGGGAUAAUGCUGAGCGAAUUGUGGAUUCAACUAUCUAUAAACAAAGUCCGCACAAUAAAUACGAGGGUCGUUCAAUAAAAUAUGCAAUUCUUUUUU